Molecule: messenger RNA, 1125 nt
Organism: Bipolaris sorokiniana ND90Pr
Lineage: Eukaryota; Fungi; Ascomycota; Dothideomycetes; Pleosporales; Pleosporaceae
Exons: 2
Coding region: 140-1102 (320 amino acids)
Molecular function (GO): thiopurine S-methyltransferase activity
Source: RefSeq, a predicted model, not a curated record
AAAGUGUUACCGACCAGCUGCAGACACCCCGCAUUGAAUUCAUUCGGGACAACCAACUGUCAAAAGCUUUCAGCCUCCCUGGUUAUACGAACACUGCCAUUCAGACUCGGUAUCUUCGCGGUCUUGCGGGAUUUCCACAAUGGCAACCCAGAAUCAGGAUCGUCUCCGUACACUUUUCUCUUCUGCACCCGACUCGGAUCACAGCAACCGCUGGGACAACCUCUGGCGAGAGGCUACAUUUCUGCCAUGGGACCGGGGUCAUGCCAAUCCCGCACUGAUAGACGUCCUUAGCGAGCGAUCCCGUCCUAUCUCGUCUCCAGACCCAAAUCCAUCAUUAGGCGCACCCCCACCAAAUAGCGAGUCAGCAGGUUAUGUAUCUCUCCCCGGACCACUGAGGGAUGACGGGAAGAGGAGGAGGGUGUUAGUGCCGGGGUGCGGAAAAGGAUACGACGUGGCUUUGUUUGCGGCAUACGGUUACGAUGCUUACGGACUAGAGGUAUCCUCGCACGCGGCUGAAGCUGCUCGGAAAUAUCUAGCAGAUCCCGGAAAAGGACCCCUGGAAGGUGAAUAUGCGAUCAAGGAUGAAAAGAUAGGAAGAGGAGCGAUGAAGGUUGUCUGUGGUGACUUCUUUGACGAUGGUUGGCUCAAAGAUGUUGAUGGAUGGGAUGGAGAUGAGGGCUUCGAUAUUAUCUAUGACAAUACUUUCCUGUGUGCUCUCCCGCCCUCGCUCCGUCCCAAGUGGGCGUCGCGUAUGACUGAGCUUCUCCGCCAGUCAUCCUCAAACAACACAGGCACGGGGGGCGUCCUAAUUUGUCUUGAGUUCCCAACCCAUAAGCCUGUAAAUUCAGGUGGACCGCCAUGGUCGCUGCCACCCCUUGUACAUACAGAGCUUCUCAGACAGCCAGGUCGGGAUAUUUCGUAUGAUGAUCAGGGCGUGGUGACCAAGACAGACCGAGAAGACGCAGACAAUGCGCUAGUUAAAAUUGCGCAUUUUACUCCCAGACGGACACACGAGAUCGGCGUCAUUCAAGGUCUUGUAAGGGACUGCGUGAGUAUGUGGCGGCAUAAAGCAGAUUGUCCAGAGGAACAAAGGUGGCAUUGAACACAUCAGGUAUGCUGCUGAUG